Spea bombifrons (plains spadefoot toad) is the source of this 2796-nucleotide messenger RNA. It is a transcript of the gene PRKCZ, whose product is annotated as protein kinase C zeta. Gene Ontology annotation, molecular function: protein serine/threonine kinase activity; protein binding; ATP binding. The transcript is spliced from 19 exons. Bases 519 to 2297 code for a protein of 592 amino acids. Gene Ontology annotation, biological process: protein phosphorylation. NCBI's taxonomy places the organism in Eukaryota, Metazoa, Chordata, Amphibia, Anura, Pelobatidae. The record is from RefSeq and is a predicted model, not a curated record.
UAGUUUCAUCUCUACUGUUAUUGGUCGCAGCUCUUCGGCCGUUUAUUCAGAUUGGUUCCAGCAGCCACUAGGUCUCGUUCUGAUUGGUCACGGGAAAUCCCAGACGCCUCGCUAUUGGUUGAGGUGAGAACCCCGCUUAUUCCGCCAUGUUCCGAGAGUCCGGUUCUCCUCAGACGGGGCGAUGUUGACUUCGUUCUCUGGAGUUUGCCCGGGCUGCGCUUUGUGCCGUGACCGUCGCAGUAGUGGAAUGUGUGGCCUGGACUAGUCGAAGCUGGGAGUUGGAAGCAGUUUCGUGGAGCGGUCGGUGCCGGCAGGUGGAUACUCCGCCUCGGAGACCUGUUCCCGACUCACGUCGCUGUGUAGGAGCGGACAGCGGUUACACCUGUCAGCAAAACGUUUCUCGGGAGCUGCAGUGCUGGUGAGGCUCGCAGCUCAUGCGCUUUGUAUGCGACCUGCCCCGUCCGAUCUCCAAGGAACAGUUUCUUUAGAAGGGAGCAGCAGGGAGCGCGUUCAGUAUCAUGCCAAGCAGGAUGGGUUCAAAAAUGGACUUAUCUAAAGACUACAUCAAAAUGAAAGCGCACUACAACGGAGACAUUCAGAUCACACGCUUGGGAGCUUCAAUGAGUUAUGACGAACUGUGCGAAGAAGUGAGAGAAAUGUGUAAUUUACGCCAAGGGCAGCCCAUCACGUUGAAGUGGAUCGAUGACGAAGGGGAUCCAUGCACAAUUUCAUCUCAAAUGGAACUAGAAGAAGCUUUCCGUCUAUAUUCCAUCUACAGGGAAGAAGGCCUCAGCAUUCAUGUGUUCCCAAGCAUCCCCGAAAGGCCAGGCCUUCCCUGCCCGGGAGAAGAUAAAUCCAUCUACCGUCGAGGGGCCAGAAGAUGGAGGAAGCUCUACCGAGUGAAUGGGCAUCUGUUUCAAGCCAAACGCUUUAACAGAAAAGCCUACUGUGGCCAGUGCAGUGAAAGGAUAUGGGGUCUUGGAAGGCAAGGCUACAAGUGUAUCAACUGCAAACUGCUUGUCCAUAAACGCUGUCACGUGCUCGUUCCUCUGACCUGUAAAAAGCAUAUGGAUUCGGUCAUGCCUUUCCAGGAGCCGCACAUAGACGAAAAAGGCAAUGACGUUGACCUUCCCUCUGAAGAAACCGAUGGAAUUUCCAUUAUCCCUCCACCUCGAAAAAUUGAGACCCGCAAGGAUAACUCUGAGGACCUCAAGCCUGUUAUCGAUGGAAUGGACGGAAUAAAAAUUUCACAGGGCCUGGGACUUCAGGACUUCGAUCUUAUUCGUGUGAUUGGCAGGGGUAGCUACGCCAAAGUUCUUCUGGUGCGGUUAAAAAAAAACGACCAAGCCUAUGCCAUGAAGGUGGUGAAGAAGGAACUCGUGCAUGACGACGAGGAUAUUGACUGGGUGCAGACAGAGAAGCACGUAUUCGAACAAGCGUCCAAUAAUCCUUUUCUGGUUGGGCUACACUCCUGUUUUCAGACGCCGAGUCGGUUAUUUUUGGUUAUAGAAUACGUGAAUGGAGGAGACCUCAUGUUUCAUAUGCAACGGCAAAGAAAACUCCCUGAGGAACACGCCAGGUUUUAUGCUGCUGAAAUCUGUAUCGCUCUGAAUUUCCUGCACGAGCGAGGAAUCAUCUACAGAGACCUGAAGCUGGACAAUGUCCUGUUGGAUGCCGAGGGCCACAUUAAAUUAACAGAUUAUGGAAUGUGCAAGGAGGGCUUGGGGCCUGGUGACACUACAAGCACUUUCUGUGGCACUCCAAAUUACAUUGCCCCCGAGAUCCUGCGGGGAGAAGAGUAUGGUUUCAGCGUGGACUGGUGGGCACUGGGCGUCCUGAUGUUUGAGAUGAUGGCUGGAAGGUCUCCUUUCGAUAUCAUUACCGACAACCCGGAUAUGAACACUGAAGAUUACCUUUUCCAAGUUAUCCUGGAGAAGCCAAUUCGGAUCCCAAGAAUACUCUCUGUUAAAGCAUCCAAUGUCUUAAAAGGAUUUUUAAACAAGGAUCCCAAAGAUAGGCUUGGAUGCCAGCCUCAGACCGGGUUCUCAGAUAUCAAAUCUCACACCUUUUUCCGCAGCAUAGACUGGGAUAUGUUGGAGAAGAAGCAAGUUGCCCCUCCCUUCAAACCCCAAAUCACAGAUGACUACGGUUUGGAAAACUUUGACACGCAGUUUACCAGCGAGCCUGUACAGCUUACACCAGAUGACGAAGAUGUUAUUAAGCGAAUAGACCAAUCGGAAUUUGAAGGCUUUGAAUACAUAAAUCCAUUGUUGCUUUCAACAGAAGAGACAGUAUGAAGGACUCUUAUCUCAAUGGACAAAUAACGUGAUCGAUCUUGAACUUGUAUCCUUAACUACAGUAUAUGCAUGCGAGGCUGGAAAACUGGCGUAAGGUUCUGAAUAAAGUCCACUGCUGCAAGAUUUGCUGCUGAACAUCAGCCACGCAAGAGAUUUUCUGUGGAUAUUCUCCCCGGGCGGCAGCCGCGCUCUUUACCUACGCGGAAACUCUCUGGCUGAAUUACAGAAGAGAUUCGCGUUUAGUGCCUCCCUUACGAAGGAUCUACGUAAAGUGUGCGCUUAUCCCGGCGGGUGUGUGGCGGAGGAACUCUAUUUCAGGCAAUCACGCAAGCAAGUCGCUUCCUUUAGUGCAUUAGACGCAGUGCGCUCCAGUCCUCGGGAACUAGAGGAGAAAUAAAAGCAGGUCAAAGAACUGGAAACUCUGGGCUGAUAAAACUUUUCUCCUCCCAUUCCUGGUGCUGUGAUACCUGGUGAUCUAGCAUCCGAAAUUGGGUUUUAA